Xyrichtys novacula (pearly razorfish) is the source of this 27859-nucleotide messenger RNA. The record is from the annotation of a GenBank genome assembly. Lineage: Eukaryota; Metazoa; Chordata; Actinopteri; Labriformes; Labridae.
GCAGCUCUGGCAGCAUUUCUUGUCGACGUGGGAAGGGAGGGAUUCAGGCACUAAACAAAUGUCCACGGGUUUGAUGUUGGGCUACGUUACAUAUAACUGUGUCAUGUCAGCGAGGUUUAAUAGAUAACUUAAUGACCAUUUGAAACAUGUGGCUCAAACCUGAUGAGAUUCUGCUGAAAAACGCCUUCAAGUUAUGGGUCACCGAGAAGGAUAACGAGUAUUUCGUGCUGCAAAGGAGACGAGGGUACGGAGAAGGUGGAGGCGGUUUGACAGGUGACGUUUACGGUUAUGUUUUCACCUCCUCGUGCAUGUUUGUUAGCCGCCGCUGCUGCUGCCUCGGUUAACCACAUUAAAAAUAAUGAAUUAACGAAGAGGUUUAAUCGCUAUACCUUUGCUUAGCUGGCGUGCCGUCUGCCACGGCAAGGGCGGGUGCUGCUGUGAAAUCUACAGGAAAAUAUCCUCAUAGCAACAGGUUCAAGUGUACAUUUGUCAGUGUGUGUAUGUGGGGAACAGCUGGUUUCUUAUGUUGACACAGCAGGCUGCGGGAGUGAAGGUCUCUUUAGCUGUACCGGUCAGUAAUAUUGGCGCUUUGAAUGUGUCUCUUACUGCAUGGAGGUGAGACCGAAUUCACAUGGGAAAAGUCUGUGUUCAGAGUGGAAGUGGGCCUCAGAACUUUCAGCCAUUGUUAUGUCAUAUUUGAGCUUCAGAAACACGACCAGCUGACAUAAGCAGGGCAGAAAAUUACGUAAAGACAAAAGGACUAUCCGACUUAGUCCCUGCCUCAGGGCGAGUUUGUGCAAAUUUGCACUACUUUCUUACCUGAGGCUAGACUAUGACUGAAACCUCUUGAAUUCCUAAUGUCACUGCAGAGUCAGAGUCUGCUGCUGUCCGAGCUUUCACAGUGACACUGAUGCUCAGUGGAGUAGUCAGUCAAAAUGACAUUUGCAUUACAUCAGAGCUCUACUGAGAUGAGAAAGUCCAGACCACUUUUGUUUUUGUGCCAUCAAUCUGUAAACUAUUUCAAAAACUCUGAGUUAAUGAGGAUUUUUCCCAUAUCAUUACAGCUUCACCUCUGUUGCUUCCAAGUUUUGCUCAUCAUAUUUGUAAUUUUUUUUUGGCAAGUAUGCAAAUUUUUUUAGACUUAAGUCUGUUAUAAUACAAUUUUUGAAUACCUCACAUAGGGGAAAGUGGGGUAAGAUGAGCUAUUUUUUAUAUUUCGGAUCACUACAUCAAGGCAGUCAAAGUUUUGUCUCUAGCUAGUGUAUCUGCAUGUAUUUCAAGAUGUUGUGUAUCCCUGCAAACCAACAGAAUGAGUGUAAACAUAACUGUCUUGAUAAUAUAGCAUGCCAAAAAAGCGGUCUCCUAUGGUCAACUAACCCCGUGUAUGGGGUAAGUUGACCACAGCAGCGGGAUAAGUUGAGCCGUAUCCCUACUACCACCUACUCUCCACCCCAGGCCUCCCUCACCUUCUCUCUCACUGUAUAACAGUCACAACGUCAACAUCAGUUAAAGGCCUGUCUAAAAAGAUAAGUCUUUUUAGAUAAUUUUAAGUCCUCUCUUAAAACUUUCAGUAGACUCUAUGACUCUGUGUAAGGUCGAUGAUAGUGCAUUCCAGAGGCGAGGGGCACUGGCCUGGAAAGAGCAGUCACCUUGUGUUUGUCAUCUGAUGACCUGCGAGGGAGAAUAGGGUCUCAGUAACUCAGAGAUGUACAAGGGAGCUUGAUCAUGGAGGGCUCAAAAAGCAAGAACUAAAAUCUUAAAAUGAAUCUGAAAAUCGGCUGGUGACCAGUGGGGGGAAUAUAAAACUGGGCUGAUAUGGUCCCUUUUCUUCAAUCUAGUUACAAGCCUUGUAGCUGCAUUUUGAACAGUUUAUAUAACUUACCGACAAAAUAUGCCUGGUUAGUCAGUCAGAUUACUAUGUGGAGCAAUUUUUUAUCUUUUUAUUGAUAAUACUAAAAUGCUGAUGUUUGAAUUCUGUUUUACAUCCAGUAAGUUGAAUUGUUGUCACAUUAAGCCUGUGAUGUUGUUGGCACACAAAUUUCCUGAUUUAAGUUUUAGAUCUGAAGUUGCAGAAGAAUCUGUCCAACUUGACCUCAUGCAUUUUUUUUCUUUAUUUUGGACAGUAAGUAGAGAGAAAAUGGAACUCUCUCUGUUGUAUUUUAGACUGAUGUGAUGCAUUAAUUUAUAAACUACUUCCUGAUUAGUAAAAUAUUUCGUGUAUAACAUGACAAACUCCAGAGAGACGAUAACAAAUCAAACACAUAUGAACCUCCUGUUAUUUUGAAUGCAUUUUCAAACACACAUUAUUAUUGUUAUGUGGAACUAACUCUAUCACAUUCUUUCUUGUUAUGGAUGCCUAUGAAACCACCAAUCAUGGGCCAAAGUGUGACAUCAGUGAGGUGAUUAAUCGAUAAUUACUGAUAAUGACUAGUGUUCUAGCUGAAGACAAAAGGCCUAGAGUCCUGCUCUAAUGAUAGUGGAAGUUAAAUGCGACCUGACUGUGCAUCCAGCUCGCUUAAAGCCCUCUCCAGCUCAAAAGCCUUUUAUUUCUGCUAUGUUUAAGUCUGUGCUCUUCUUGUUACUCUCUGAUGAGAACAUAAUUCAUCUGAACUGCGUUUGAUCCUUUGAAUCCUACACUGCUUGGCAGCUCAGUGGUACAACAUGUGGGAGCUCAUCCACAGUCAGCAGGCAGACUGGCGUAAUGCUGAUGAUGCAGCCCAUGAGUGUGAUUGCACUGAGCCCUUGUUAAUUAUUCAUGGAGGGCAUGUCACAGAGAUGUGGUAAAGGUAACAGAUUUAGCUAAUUUUAGCUGUCGUGCAGCUCUGACGAGGACCUGAAGGAUCUCUCAUUUCUAUAAUGUCCAUGAUCUCUUUAUAGAUACUACAUUGAAGGGGAGUAUCAUGCUUUUCCACAUUUACAACAAAAACUGCAAAGUUACAAAGUUUGGUGUCCAUACUACAUGUGACGCAAAGUUUCAAAUUACAAGGUAAACGUAUGUAAUCACAAUCUUAGAAAAAGAGAUGUAAACUGCUGCCUUUAAAGUUUAAAGUGUUUCAGGAGGAGGCUGAAGUAAUGAUAUUUUAGUGCACCACAGUGAGAAAUUUGAGGCUUUUUUUAAAGUUGGAAAAUUAUGUAAAGCUAUUAAAAAGGUCUCAGAAGGGAAAUAUAGACUUUGAAAAAAGAUGCAUGAAACCCCCUUUAAUGAGGUAGCUGAUCUAGCUGUAGAGUUCUUUGUACUUUUAAUGCUGCCAGGUAUUUUUGUAGAGGUAAAUAGUCGCAGUGGUCAGAUUAACACAGUAAUAUAGCUUCUGUUGAAAAAUGAUCAUUACAUUAUUAAAAUCUUGGUCAUAAGAGCUGCACGAUUCUCUUAAAAAGGAUUUUUACCACAGUGAAGGCAGAGGACAAGAAAGUCUGCCCACAAAGCGGGUAAAAACAAUCAACAUCUCUUUAUUGACUUUGUUUUGAAAGACAAUGCCCACUGUCACGUUCUGUUGAUGCAAAUGACAGAAAAAGUCUAAAAAAAAAAAGGUCUGUUCUGGGACGCCAACUUACAGUGUAAUGUUUGAAAAUAGAUCUGGUGAGUGGGGUUGGGUAUUGUCUAAGUUUGAACGAUUCCAGUUCCUAACGAUUCUCUAUUUCGAUUCUUUUAAAAGGCAGGAUUAAAAAAAUGCAUGGUUCAGAAGAGGGCGCUAACCAGAGUUCUUUUGGGGUGAAAUAUCUGAACUUCUCAAUAAAUUUUUAAAUGAUUGGAACUUUUUACGAUUUACCAAUAAAUUUCACACAGGGCUUUUUUCAACCAGUAUAUAAAUAUCAGUCUUUGUUGUCAGGUCGUUUGUCAAUGAAAAAGAGCACAGGCUAACAUUUGUUGGAUAUUUAAGUUGACCCGUUGUAUACAGUACAAUUUGGUUACAGCUUCGUUGUUAGCAGAAGACAGACGUAACUUUUGUAAUUUAUUGUUUUACUUGUCUGAUUCUGACUGGUUAGAGGAAGAUCAGCGAAGCAGUCAAAGUCAGGGCACUCCUUUAUUUCUACUCUAUGAAUCUGGAGGUGUUUAAUCAUGUUUAAGACUUUCAAGCAUUUUCGGUCCAUGUUCAGACAAAAACAACCUCGUGUGGGCACUCAGAAUCGAUAAAUAGAUCUAAAUUCAAAAAUCGGUUUCAUGAUUCCUGGACCCGAUGUGAGGAACCGGUUUCUAUUUGGAAGGGUCGGUACCCAACCCUACGAGUGAACCCUACUAGUGAAAACAUGCUAGUUAACAUUAUCAGUUGGCAGGAAAAAUAGCAAAACUGUGGGGUCCUCUGUAAACUAUUGGAUAAAACUGAAGCUGUACCCUGUCACACUGAUUUUAAUCUUUGUUGGGUUAAAUGAUGAUCAUAUCUCUCAAUUUGAUCAAACAGUCUGAAAAAGAGAAAAAUCUGGCCUCACAGUGGGGUCACAUACUCGGAGAAGCAGGAUAAAAUAAGAGGAUGUCGAUAUACAACGACAGUGUUGAGUUUGUUAACAUAUCCUUUCUUCUCUGGUUCAUAAAAGAGUAUUAUAAGACCUCUAAAUCGCUGAUAUCUUAUUUAUGCUACUCAGCUAUUGAAUUUCCCUUCGGCAAUCUUAUCUUUAUUCUAAUUCCUUCAAUAAUUGUCUGCAAACUGUUAGGUCACCCCCCCCCCCUCCCCCCCCAUGUCUCUUUAGAGCCAGUGAAAAAUAAAAGUGUAAAAAGCUGCAGAUUCAUGAUGAAGGUAAACUUGAAAACGAAACCGCAUAAUCAUAAAGUACUGUAGAGAUGCUAAAGCAUGUAAAAUUUGGUUUCCCUUUAUAGGAUCAUGUUUGCAGGUUAAAGACCAAAACAAAUGUAAUGAUCAACUUGAUUGUAAUUUCUUACCAGAAAAAAAGAUGCAAAUAAGAUCGUCUUACAUGUGUCCAAAUCACUAUGUAUAUGUCCUGCAGCUUUAUGAAUCCUCCAGUACCUAUUAUUAGUUUUUCUUGUACUUAAUUGUUCAAGUUUUUAAUGUACGUUGUGUUUCAGGGCUUCUUGUGGGAACUCUGGAUACUGUUUUGGACUCCACAUCUAAAGUUGCUCCAUAUAGGAUCCUACAUCACACACCGGACUCACAGGUGUACUGGUCGAUAGCAUGCGGUAUGUCACAAUGAUUUAUCAUAUCUUAUGUAGUAAACACCUCAGUGGUAUGACAGCAGGUGGACAAUUUACAUGUUAAGCUUUGUAUUGAAAUAAUUUCAACAUUUUGUCAUGAUUUCCAGAAUUUGUCAGAAUCAAAUACUUCUCAAUCCAACUUUAAGCUUAUCAUUGUGAAGUAAAAUACAUAUAAGUACUUUAUGUCACCCUACACUCUUUCACUACACAAAACAAAGUUUUCCAGGGUCAACCCCAGGCAUGUGAAUAACCAUAAACUUUUGAAAUGUUUUUUCACCCUUGCUGUCUCUUCAGGUGUCACAAAAGAGGAAAUAGUUCAGCACUGGGAUUGGCUGCAGCAGAACAUCAUGAGGACGCUCUCUGUGUUCGACUCCAGUGAAGACAUCACCAGCUUUGUACAGGGCAAGAUUCGAGUAAGAAUGAACAGUGGCUCUGAGCAGCCCACAAAGCUAAUAUGUUAGCGAGAUAAUUCCUCAGCAGGGAUUUAGUUGUAAUAUUAAAUGUGACAUUAGCCUCUUAUUCUGAAAUCCUUUCUUUCUGACUGCCUGUGACUUUAACCCAAUUAUUAGAAGCCAUUUAAGGACAUGUAGAGAUGAUGAAAUGUGGGCACAUGCAUGCUGUGGUUACAUACUGUCUUUAUCCAUAUAGUUUGCAUAAGGAUGUUGACAAGCCUCAGGGUGAUGCUUUAUUGUAACCAACCAUGUUUGAUGUUUUUUUAGGGUCUUAUCGCUGAGGAAGGAAAGUCGUCCCUGGUUUUGGAAGAUGAUCCUGAGAAGUUUAGAGAGGCGCUCUUGCGGUUCGAGAAGUGGUUCGAGCUGCCGUCAGAGGAAAAGCUCGUCACAUAUUACUCAUGCAGCUACUGGAAAGGCAAAGUGCCAUGCCAGGGCUGGCUCUACCUCAGCACUAACUUCCUGUGCUUCUAUUCAUACCUGCUGGGAUCUGAGGGUAAGCCAUUUCUGUGAUGCAUUUUAUUGACAUGAGUAGACACUUCCUUUGUGGCUUUGAUUGAUGCAAACAAAAAGCGCUGGCAGCCGCUGAAGUGGGCUUUGAUGGCCUGAAUGGAGCGUUUUUUGACAAACGUUUCUUACAAAACAUAGCUAGGUAAUGACAGCUUUGAUAGAAAUCCAUUAUAGCAUUGUGGCCCUUAGUGAAGGCAGCCCCUCAAAGCUGUCUGGAUAAUGGAUAACGCAGAAUUUUGGAGUUCUGCUACUGUUUUUAUAUUCUAAUAUCAAAAAAUGUUCUUAUACCAGCACACAGAAAUAUGUGAGAGAUAUUGGUGUGGAAAUAAAAGAUAAAAACAUGUUAAAAAUAAAAUUCAUGCUCCCUGUCUUGAGCCUUUAUCACUCAUGUAAUUUUGUUGUGUUGUUGUUGCCCUGCAGUGAAACUGGUCAUCUCCUGGGAUGAGAUCUGGAGGCUGGAGAAAACCUCCAAUGUUAUCCUGACUGAGAGUGUCCACGUCUUGGUUCAUGGAGAGGAUCACUAUUUCUCCAUGCUGCUGCACCUGAAUGAAACAUUUAUCAUCAUGGAACAGCUGGCCGACUACGCCAUCAAGCGCCUUUUUGAUAAAGAGGCCUUCCAGAGAGAGCCGGCGCUCUCUGACCCUCUGCAAAUCACCAAGAGGUACUGUCUGGUCCCGCUAAAGCGAGCUGACAGCUGGAAACACCAGAGUAGACAUCAAGUCUGACUGGAGUCAAACUGUGUUUGUUUUAAUUUGUUUGGAGUGACAGAGUAGGUCAGACAUUAAAACACCAACGUCAGGUGCUUUAAAAUCAACUUAGUGUAAUUGUUUACUUUGAACACUUUGACAGCAGCUUCCAGUCUUUCUUUUGUUUGUUGUUGAUCCACUGAUGUAAUACUUAGUGUAGAAAUUUAGACUUUUACUACGACUUUAGUAUAUAGUAUGAAAACAUGGUAAUUUAGAGACUGACGUUGAACAAAACAGUCUAAAAAGGCUCAUCAUGAUUUAAAUAUAUUUAUAAUGAUCUGAAUCUGAGAUGGAUAAAUGGCACAUUAAAAUAAUUAGUCUGAGCCCAUGUCUGCACCAACAAGACAAGUUCAAAAAUAGUCUGAUCAUUUCUGCAGGCACUGCCAGCAGCCAUUUUUUCCCCCGUAGGACAAAGGAAACAAUGAAAGACAGAGACUCAGCUUUCACUUAGGUAGAUGUCAGCCAACUGCUCAAGAAUUUAUGUCCAUGAGGAGUGCCAUAGAAAUUUCUGCUGCUACAUUCAGCAAUGAAAACUUGUUUCUGGCCAGGGCGGAGUUUGCACAUCACAUUCUUGCCUUUUAACGCAACAAUGUGAACUAGAUUUUAAUGUGCAUGAAAUAAUAAUGUAUUUUUCAAAUGGAGAAACAAACAAAAACAUCAACAGCAUUAUCAAGGCAAAGAAAUAACCCUUCGUUGCAGUGCUGUUGAGGUGGAUAUGAAAAAUGCCAUAUCCAUCUGUGUUGAAAGCUGCUGCUGACUGUAUGCUUGUGAGUCUUGAGUCUGCUUUUUAGGAUGUUCUUGGAAGGUUUCUACAUGAUUUUCUACUCAUGACUUUGUCUUUUCCCCCCAGAGGCCUAGAAGCUUAUGCAAAGAGUGGGCAGUUCCGGGCCUUUUUCAGACUCCCCAAAGAGGAAAAUUUGUUAGAGGUGCAUGAAAGCUUCCUAUGGGUUCCCUUCAGCCAUUUCAACACGCUUGGCAAGAUCUGUCUGUCUGAGAACUAUCUGUGUUUCGCCAGCCAAGAUGGCAGUCAGUGCCAUAUCAUCAUUCCAAUGCGAGAGGUAAAGAGGAGCAAAUGUGGUAUAAAAAUCACUUUGUUUAAAAGCGUCUGAAAGAGCAUCAGUAGCUUCAAAAAGUGACUGUCUGGUCUGCCAAUGUAAUUUAAUUUCAGGUGGUCAAUGUCGAGAAGCCAGACACCAGCAGCAGGGCGUUAACAGUGUAUGUACGUGGAAAAAGGGCGCUGCGUUUCUCUGAGGUGCGAGACUACCAGAGGCUUGCCAACACUAUCCGCAGCAGAUGUGGCAUCAGUCCAAGUCCUCAGCACUCGGCUUCAUCAGAAGUAAUGUGUUGUACCUGUUGUUUCUCCAUGCUGUUGUUAUCUCUAUGAUUGCAGUGUAAUAACUCAUGUGUGUGUAUCACUUCAGGGCAUAAGGGGGGAGUGCCAGUCACUCAUCAACCACUUUGAGGACAACCCAGAGGACGUAACACUGAUGGUGGGACAGAAAGACAGCAGCAAGGCUGUGAGCACUGAAGCGCUCAUGACUGUAUUCCACCCACAGGAUGUUGAAAACCUUGACCCUAAAAUGGUAAAUAUAAAACUGUUAUUCAAAUGAAAAAUACUGACUGUUUUUAGAAGCAUUCACAAAAUCUGACUGAACAACCUUGCUGUGAGGAUAAUGUACAAGAACUUUUCUGUAGGAUGGAGGUGCAGGUGGGUGUCGAAGCAGUUCAAGGGUGGACAUGAAUCAAAAUAAAGCAUCAUGGGUCUGUUUAUAACACAUGCAAUAAAACCAUGCUGUCUGCUUUGUGUUUGUGCGACAGCUGAAAGAGAAAAUGAAGGAGCAGUCUUGGAACAUACAUUUCUCUGAAUAUGGACGUGGCACGAGUAUGUUCUUCACCAGGAAGACUCGAGACUUGAUUGUCCGUGGUGUCCCUGAGGCCUUGAGAGGAGAGCUGUGGAUGCUAUUUUCAGGUAUGUAAACUUACACUGUCACAUUGCAUCAAGAGAUUUGAAGUAUCUGUGAUUUGUCAACACAGCCCUGCAUGAUUGACAGUAUUAAGCGCUCAAGCUCUUGCUCGACAUGAAUAAUUAAGCACGACACGGUUGGUAUGGGAUCUGAGCAGCAUGUGUUUUUGGAUGCCUGUGGUUCUGCCUGUGUAGGAGCUGUGAACGACAUGGCCACUCACCCCGGUUAUUACAGCGAGCUGGUUGAACAGUCCCUGGGCACGAGCACUUUGGCUACAGAUGAAAUAGAGAGGGACUUACAUCGUUCACUGCCAGAGCACCCUGCCUUCCAGAGUGACACAGGAAUCUCAGCUCUGCGCAGAGUCCUCACUGCCUAUGCAUACAGGAACCCUAAGAUCGGAUACUGCCAGGUACUGAUCUCCUAUUAAAACACAAUUUUUUCAAAUGUGGAAAAAAAGUAUAAAGAAACGUAUUAAUGAGAAAUGGUUAGUUUGUUUCCUAUGUCCUCUUUCCUCUAUAUUGAUUUCUAAUGUUUAUUCUAAUACCUGAGAUCAUCUGUUUUUGCUGGUAUAACAGUCGUGGCUUAAGUCAGAGGUUUCCAAACUCUACUGCGAUGCCCCCUUUUCAAGCAAUGCUGUGAACAUGUAUUUCCUCUCUUUCAGUAAUUUCAGUCACACAAAAAGAAAUCUCUGUCAUCUCUAUCGACCAGUUUUUCUGUCAUUUACUAUUAGAUAACAGCAUAAUUUAUCAGGGCUUGACACUAACUGUAUUCACAAGGAGCACAUGUGCUCUUAAGUUGAAAAGUAAGGCGAACACAAAGAACUUUAGGGGCACAAUAAAAAUUGAUCAAAUAAUAUGUGUCUUAUUGGUCAACAAAAAUACUAUUAUUUGAAAUCAGUUUUAGGUCUUUUGGUCACAUGACAUGGAAGCUAUUGAAGUAAAUGUUCAAAAUUUACCUUUUAAAUUUAACACAAAAAUUUACGAUGACAACUUAGGGAAAUAAAGAGGUGUGUCUUAUCGUCCGACCUUAGUACUAUUAAUUGAAAUCAAUUUUAGGUCUAGUGGUCACAUGACAUGGAAGCUAUUGAAGAAAAACAGCCUUUUCUGAGAACAUCAACUGUUAAUUUAUUGAUGGUCCCUUAUUCAACACCCGAUGUUGACAGUGAGGAUGUUGAUUAGAUUUAACCGCGUGGCUGUUGCCAUUACUGGUCAUGGAGAGUGAGAAGACAAAGGUAGAUCAGCGGUGCAUGUCUGUCGAAUAUCCAACCUAAAACUAACUUCGCUGUGAUAUUUACAUAAAAACAUUUGUUGCCUCAGUAAAUUUUUUAUUCACACAUUUCUCCCUGAAUACAUUUUACAAUUCACACACAUCUUUUUUUAGUCACAAAUGGGAGUGAAGCGGUCGCACCGUUGAGCACUGAGCAUAAUGUACAACACUGUAUGUUUUUUUUUUAUCAAACAGAGAAAACUUAAUAAUACUUGAAUCACUUUGCAACAAAAAUAACUAGUUUUGGUUGGAAAACAACUUUGUGACAUUUGGCACUAGAUUGCUGUAGAUACUAUACUUUCUCACAAAACACAUAAAAAAAGAUGUGAUCAUGAUUUUACAAAUUCCCCAAUUUUAACACUGAAUGAACCACUUUUACAGACAUUUGUUCCUUGAUUGCUACACAACUAUUUGUUUUCAUAACAGGAGGUCUAUGUAAAAUUUGUAGCUACGAUGCUGCAAAGACUUUUGACUUGAUGCAAUUUCAACACAGCUUGUGAAAUCUUCUUGCUUCAAAGAGCAACUUCAAUUUGGCCAGCCCCUCUAUGUCAGAGUGUUAGAUUGCAAAAUCAGUCUCUUUUUUUUUGUUUGUUUGUUUGUUUGUUUUCACUAAACCUAAAUGUAAUUUUAAAUUAUUUUGUUACAAGCAGUGAUUUGUUCUGUCUGGUCUGGGUUUAAAUGACUACCACCACCAGUGUGCAUGUCUGUUUUGUUGAUGAUUUUACUACCCUAAAAAUAAAUUAAAAAACAGAUACCAAGGUGAUAGUUCCACACAAUAUGUUUUAUGGCCACUUAUACCACCUCCUCUCAGGUUUCCGCUCCCGCUCAUCCAAGGGCAGGUGGAGCUCCGUCUUCGGGAACCACUGACUUAAGUGAGACUUGAGAAAGAGGUUCCUUGAGACUUUUAAACUCCAGUCCUCUUCACUGACAGUUUUUUCUUUACCUAAAAAGCAGAGUUGACAUUUUAAAGGCCUUGCCCUUUAAAAACGAGGUUUGUAGGUCAUUAAAGGCCACAGGUGAUCUAAAACCAGUGAAAAUGUUUUUUGAAGGUAGCUGGGCUCUUAAAAAUCUUCCAUGUUCACACACACACUCAACAGCCACCUUUCUGCAGUUGACCUUUCGCUUACAGCUGAAGUGGUGUGUUUUAUAAAUGUGUCCUUUUUAACCAUUCAGGCCAUGAACAUCCUCACCUCAGUGCUCCUGCUCUACGCUAAAGAAGAGGAGGCUUUCUGGCUCCUUGUGGCCGUCUGCGAGAGGAUGCUGCCAGAUUACUUCAACAGGAGGAUUAUUGGUGAGAGGGGAACCUGUUUUCAAUGCUCAUCCUGGAAUCCCACGCUUGAACACGUUUACGGAUACAGUUGCACUCAAAACUGUUGCUUAUCUUUCUCCAGGUGCUCUGGUGGACCAGGCAGUAUUUGAGGACCUGAUUCGAGAAAACCUCCCACAGCUGGUUGAGCACAUGACAGAUUUGAGUUUCUUCUCGUCUGUGUCCUUGUCCUGGUUCCUCACUCUCUUCAUAAGCGUUCUGCCCAUAGAGAGCGCCGUCAAUGUGGUUGACUGUUUCUUCUACGACGGCAUUAAAGCCAUUCUGCAGCUCGGUUUGGCUGUGCUGGACUACAACAUGGAGGCUCUGAUCAGCUGCCAUGAUGAUGCAGAGGCUGUCACCAUACUCAACAAGUCUGUGUGAACACUAAAAUGAUGAUUUUUUUUCUUUUAAACAGUUUGUUGCUGUCUCUUUUUUCAUGAUCCCUCUUUGUUUCAGAUUCUUUGACAGUGUGACAAACAAAGACAGUCCGCUGCCCCCCACAGUGCAACAAGCUCCAGUGGGAAGUAACGAUAAAGCAUCCAAUUUCAAAGUGGAUAUCAGUGAACUUAUCAGAGAGGCCUAUGAGGUACCACCAUAUUCCUUUAUGUUAGUUUCAUGCAGAUGUAUUGAAAGUAAACUCAAUUAUAGUAUGUUGGUGUGUAGAAUUUAUUAUUGUGAUGAUAUUUUUCAAGAUUAUGUUCUGAGAUUUUUAUGCCAUUGUUUGUUGGGAUGUAAAGGCUCAACUGAGGACGCAAGUAAAAAAUAACAAAAGCUAUAAACCAACUGCUCAACACAGAAGUUUCACGCUCUGUAUUGAAACCAUAGACUGUAUAUAGAAUGGACGCUGUCUGCCUCCUCGCUGAGUGAAGCCACUCUGAGAACAGCACCCUCUGGUGACGGGCUGCAGUAUAGGUCAUAAAUCCUGCCUCCUCCAGUAAUCCCUAUGGAGCUGUGGACAAACUUUAGAAAUUUAUUAAUCAGAACAUAAAUUUUUCUCUGCUUGCGAUGUUGACAUGUAGUUACUUUAAGACUGGUUUGUGCUCAAGUCCUCUUUUUUUUCUGUGCAGCUCCAUCUUUAAAAGUUAUUAGAGGGUUCAUGUUUUCUAUAAUUGACACUUGAUACAGCCUAUGGGCGUACGAAGAUUAUGUGGCUCACCCGGGGGAUACGCUGUUUGAACUGAGAGUAUUUACAGCGACUCUUGGCGACUCUCCCGCCGAAUGCGUACAACGCUACUGCCCAAUGUUGGUUUCAGGAAGUGGAGAAAAAACGUGAAAAUACAGAGAGCUUUUUGGCUUCAAAUCCAUAUACUGGCGGAAGGCGGAACCAAGUUGUCCAUAGUAUUUACAGUCUAUGAUUGAAACUAUGUUGAAUCGCAUCAUUUAAACUCAACAAAUUCAGUUUAAUUGAAUCGUUUUGCUUUGUUUCAGAAAUAUGGACAUCUACGGACUGAGGAAGUGGAGAGUUCACGCAAAAGAAACAAACUCUACGUGAUCCAGACUCUGGAGGAUACAACCAAACAAAAUGUUGUGAGUGACCAUUGAGUUUAAAGUGGUUGUUUUGUUGGUGCAUUGUUGCCGUGGUAGAGAGGAUGAAUUUAAAUUUGGUUUCAGGUUCGAGUGGUGUCCCAAGAAGUAAGACUCAGCACUUCACAGCUUGAUGAGCUCUAUAACUUGUUCAAAGUGAGUCAAAGUUGUGAUUCAGAAAAUUGACAUUUCGAUCAUACCAAAUGCUGAUGGUUCUGAUAAAAAUGAAAAUAUGUCAUGUCAUCUGAUCCCCGUUUUCAGAGGCAGCAUUUCCUCAGCUGCUACUGGACGAUGAAGAGCCCAGCACUGCUCCAUCAUGACCCCAGCCUGGCCUACUUGGAACAGUACCAGCUGGGUUUCCAACAGUUCAGCACGCUCUUCUCCCUGCUGGAGCCCUGGGCUUUCUGCACCACCAAGAGCACCCUGUCCCUCUGGAUCUUCCGCCUAAUAGACGAGAACCAGGACGGCCUUAUAAACUUCAAAGAAUUCUGCUACGCCCUGGGUGAGUUCACACAUUCUCUGGUUUCCACUGAUGCAGCCUCGUAGUUUGAUAUUCCUGCUGCUUUAACUUCAAACUGCUUCUUCUGCAGAUACUUUGUACAACGGCUCUUUCACAAACAAGCUGAAAUUCCUUUUCAAGCUACACCUGCCACCAGGUGAGUCAAAAACAACUUAAAAUCAUACAUGAGCUGAUCUUAGAGACACACUGUCUUUGCAUUGUCUUUCAUUUUCACCUCUCUGAUCUUUGACCCUUUGUUUUUGUCAUAGUCACGUCUGUCUGUCUCCUGUAAGCUAAGAAAAAUAACUGUGUCAAUGUAUUCUUGCUUAGUGUCAACCUGUGACCCAUUUCUCUCAUAACAUGUCUGGAGUGAUGAUAUACUCCUGCGGGUUCAAAGUUCAAGUGCUGCGAAUGUUUUCAGGCCGCGUUCCUGACGGUCUCCAAAUUCUACCUGUUACCUUCAUACACAGACAAACAGAGGCAGACUGAGGUCAACAUGAAAUCAGAGACACAUAAAGUACAUCAGAGCCUAUGAUGGUUUGAGAUGUCAUAUCUGUACUCCAGUCCCUAACGCAGCGUUUGUCAGCUGAGCACUUUGCCUCAGGGACUAAGCUGCCCUUGAAUAUGCGGCUCUUGUCUGCAUGACGUGUCCUGUCGUGUUGAUGCGUGCUGAAGGGCUGGGGUAAAAAAUAGUCCAUAUUCUCCACAAAGAAUGGGGGAAAGAACUCUGUCAUGGUAGCCAGGGGUGUGGGGAUCUGAGCCAGCUUCUCCACACAGAGGAUGAAUGUCGAGUAAAAGCUGCUAAGGAGAACUGACUCACUGUUUUUUUAACGUGCUAAGUCAGUAAACAUCGAGCAGCAAAGCCUGUUUUAUGCAUCAUAGUGUUUGUUUUGCUUCAGCACCAAGGACAGGUCCCAUCGUAGUGGCACAAAGCAAACAAGAUAGUAGAGAUCCAGUUUCAGGCUGGGGUCCAAGAUUCUUUUUUUAUCUGUCGGAAGAUUUCCAGCUGAGUGAAACCGCCCAAAAUGAUCGAAGAUGCUGCUAUGAUAAGAGCUCUCUGAAGGCUGAAGAAAGAGCCUCACAUCCUGCCUCAUCUCCCUAAAACAAAAGUAGAAAAGAAAGUCCUGCAGCAUUUAUCACAGUGGAUAAAACAAAUAAAUGUUAAACAAUAAUUAAUUAGAAAAACAAAAAGAAAAGUGAGAAUCCAGUCUAAAUAUGAACAUAAGAUUUCUUUUCAGAUUUCAGUCCCAGUCUUGAAGUGAAAUAAAGAUAUAUUUAUGUUUAAUCAUCAUUUAAAAAACAGCAUAUAGACCAAUUAUAAAUGGCAAAUAGAUAGUUUAUUAAUGUAAGUCAAUAUAAUUUUCAUUUAUUAUUAUUGGACUAUUUAUUAAAGGUUUAUAUAGGGUUUAAAUAGGUUGUAAAACAUCUAGAUUAAAAUGUGUGUCAGUAGCACUUUGUAAAUAGUUAAUAUUUGUUUUAUAAACCAUCUGUAAACAUUAUUUAGAUUGUUAUUGUAAAGUUGCAACUGAUGUUUGUAAUACUUUGUAAAUGAUUAAUGAGUGGUUUAUAAACCACCUAUAAACUUUACUUAGAUGUUAUACUAAAAUUAGGGUUAGGGUUAGGUUUUUAAAAUUGUAAAAUUUACAAUUUAUUAAUGGUCGAUAUGCUACUUACUGAUAAUGAUGAUUAAACAUUAAUAAACUAUCUGAUAACCAUUUAUAAAUGGUCUAUUUACCAUUUAAAAGUAAUGGUGAUUGUAAAGUGUUACCUAAACCCGUUUCCCACUUGGACAGCUUAUUCUGUGUCAUCUUUCUUAAAGAGCAUUUUUGGUUUUAGGUCUUAUUGUACCAUUGAAUUACCUUAGUAACACUUUUUGUUGCCUUUACUCGGUCCUUGUGAGCUUUCUUUCACACACUGUCUUGCCUUCAGGCUAUUUUCUGUCAGAGUCAAAUAAAAAAGAGUGUUUAGAAGAAAUAAUACGAUUUAUUGUUCAGCUGCAGCUCCAAAGCUUUUUUACAAGGUUUCUCGUGAACUGGGGUUCAAGGUUGUACUCGCUAACAAGAACAUGUAGUGCAGUUUCACACUGUAAAUAACUCCUUGAAGUCUUUGUUGUAUUUUGCUCCUUAGAUUAAAAGUUGUCCUGAACCACAUUCACAUAUUUGAUGUCAGCAUGGCUUGUGAUCAUAUGACAAAAAACUAAAACGUCGUAGUGUUGUCUUUCUAUCCUUUUCUUUUUUAAAUGAGACACUAUCAUUACUGUCAGUACACAUAUUAUAGUGGGUUUUUUUACCCUCAAGCAGUGCUGCAAACUUUGGGAAAGUGUGCAGAGUAAGAGUAAAAAUAAACCACUCAAACCUCAAAUUUGGCAAUUUCACAGUGGGACAGCCCUGAGCUCUCAUAAAUAUAAUGAGAGCCCACAUCAAAGUCUGACCAUGGAAAUGGGCCAAACGCUUCAUUGAUCAAGGCAGUAAAAUCGUUGGGGCAUUUAGAGCUGAGAGUCUGCAGGUUUUUUAGGCCGAACGCAGAACAGCAGCUGUAGUUGGUUAUCAGCAGAGAGGAGAUGCUACACAGGGAUAUCAUCUGUGUGUGGGACACUAAAUGUGUAAUGUGGCUUCAAAUUUAAUCUUCAGCUUCAUUUCCAGCUGCAGUGAUCGAGAAUAAUUACAGUUUCAAACAUUAAAAAUGUCCCCAUUAUAGACAGAUAUGAGAAUAGAAAAUUAAAAGUGUUCUCUUACCGUAUGAAAUUUUACAUAAAAGCACGUCGCAAAUGGACAUAAACAGUCAGUAUAGAAGUGUUAAAGUUUAAAGUCAGAGUUUUUCUGUGAUGAAUAUCUUGUGUACAAAUGUGAUCAUUUGAUGUGUUUUUGACAUUGAGGAGAGGUUAAAAUUGGAAUACACAUUUCCCUUACAUAGAAUCAAAUAGUGCACUAAAUCUGAUGAUUAGAUUUGAAAUAAUACUUGAGACUUGAUGAAAUAUGAAGCCCGGCAGGUCAUCACAAUGAUUUUGUUACUCUUUUUUUCUGAACCUGAAUAUCAGCAACAAUUUUUAUGGCACAGACUCAGUGAACAAAUACACAACAUGAAGUCAGGCCUCAGGUUAUGCUGCUACAGUAACACAAAACUAUCAGGCAAAUGUAAUAGCACUGCUGGCUCAUGAGGGUAAUUGUUCAACCCUGCAGAGUAAACUCAUACGCAUCCAUGCACCCACAUGCACUUACACUCACACAAUUAUCAGUGGGGGCUGGAACAAAUCACUUUAGUGCAUUUUACAUAACAGGCAGUCAGGGGUCAUUUUAAUUGGACUGUGAAUACCAUAUAUCAUACUUUUUUAUAUAUCGCAAUAACUUAUCAGUUUAUGACUAAAUUCUUAAAAAGCAUAAAUUACAGUUUACAAAACACAUGCCGGUAAAUUGUAGUUCAAAACAACAACACUACUAAGUACACAUCUGAAUCUUUGGCAACAGUUCCAGAGGUCUCCAAAGAUCAAACUUUUCCAGGGUAGUUUGAUGAGAUUGUAUUGGACAAUAUGUGAUGUGUUUCAUGAAAUGAUAACUAUGAGGACAUCUGCUUUCUUUCUAAAACCGUUCUCUCCACUGCUCAUGUGACUCCUCUGUCUCUUCAUCUUUCCUCUCAGUGCACUCAUAGUCAGUCUUCUCUAGCUUUCACAGGGAGUCCUUUGCACCCAAAGGAGCAAAGAAUCGAGCACUUUACUCGACUGACUGAAGACUCUUCUCACUUGAGUAGACUCACUGGUCAGCUUCUUUACUCUUUCUUCUCCUUUAAAACCUUAAAUUGCACUUUGGAUCCCCUUUCCCCUUCUGAAUGUUUGCUUUAUUUCUUCUGGUAAAAAAUUCCUUCAAUCACGACGGAGUAGUAGGGCCACAUUAAGAAAAAAAAAAGAAUACUACAAGAUUAAAGUUGUUAACUUACGAGAAUAAAGUCAUUACUUACAAGAAUAAAGUUUUGAUAUAAUCAAUUCUUAGGAGAAUAAAGUCGUUAUCAAGUAAUUACUCACGAGAAUAGUCAUAAUAAAAUCAUUACUCACGAAAAUAAAGUCGUAAUAAUGUAAGUACUUACAAGAAUAAAGUCGUAAUAAAAUCAUUGAUACCCAUGAUGAUGUGGUGCUGAUGUGCCAAAAGAUUAAGUAUCUCCUUGUUUGAGAAACCUAUAUUGAAGUACAUUAUUUCAACAACUGUUAUCCGAAACAACAGGUUAGAGUAAAAGGACUUUAUUACGACUUUAUUCUCGUUAGUACUGACUUUUUUUGUAAAUAAAUGACUUUAAUCUCAAAGUCUCAAUUUUCUUUUCCUUAAUGUGGCCCUAAUACUGCGUUGUACUUAAUAGUUUGUUCACAUGCUUUUUUUUUAAUGUUUCAGCGUUUGAUCUUCCUGAAGAUGGUGUGAUACGGAAAAGCCCAGAAAGAGGUAUAUUUUUUGUUGUUGUGAAAGCACUGGACUGGUUUUGAUAAACACUGCCAGUACUUCAUUGUAAUGCCAUAAUUGCUGUUAAAAAGGACAAAUUCACUGAGUAUAAUGGUGAAAAAACUGAUGUCGCAAGACACCGUAUCACUUUGAUGAAAAAUCUUGUCGUGCUUAGUUAUCCUUCGACAUCUUUCACACCUCAGUUUAUACUUGUGUGAUAGUGAAGACGUUGUGUUUCAAAUCAACAGGUAGGGGAAAAGUGGAUCUGCAGGCCUACCUGAAACAAUGGCAAAAUGAAAUCCUGAAGAAGGAGGAAACAAUCAGGGACCUACCCAGAAUUAAUCAGGUAAUACAGUCCACCUUGUGUUUGUUGACUCUUUCUUCCCCCUCAAUUAACAAAAAAAAGAAGCCAGUGAGAUUUGUCAACCUGUUGAUGUUUUCCUGUUACAGACUCAGUUUAUCCAGUUCUCCAAGACCCUGUACAAUAUAUUUCAUGGUGACCCAGAAGAGGAGUUGCUAUACCGAGCCGUUGCCCAUGUGACCAGCCUCCUCCUGAGGAUGGAGGAGGUGGGACGGAGGCUUCAGGAGCCGAGCAGCUCGCCUGAUUCCACAAAGCCUGCCAGUGCUUCUGCAUCGUCUGCUGAGGAGGAGGAGGAGUCCCCGACUGAAGAAGCCUCUACCACCCCAGAGGGCUCUGACACCUCCCGUAACAGUCAGGACACCGGAGCGGACCUCACAGAGAUGGAGUGGUCGUUUUCGUUCGAACAGGUUCUGGCUUCUCUGCUCAAUGAGCCGGCCAUCGUCAGCUUCUUUGAAAGGCCGGUGGACUUUCAGGCUAAAGUGGCUCAAGCUAAGGUUUCCCAGCUGAAGCUAAAGGCAAAUAAGUGAAAGGAUACAUCAGUAGAUCAACACUUUACUUCUGAUACAAACUCAAAAGUGAUCAUGAAUUUCCUUUCGCUGCUUAGAUAAGGCAGGGGGUUCUUGACGAUGCAGACAGUAAGGGUACUGUCGAAGUGAAGGAGACAUCAGAUUUGAAAUCUGCUGUGAGUCGUGCUUGAACACGUGUUAGGGGCUUUAAUAAAGUUCAGGCAGAUGAUGAUCAGCAUCGAUGGCUAAUGAUGCAGAUUAGGCAGGAUGUCUAUUCGAACAGCCCUCUGACCAAAACCUUUAGUGUAGGUAAACUUUAAACCACAUUGCAGACUAUUAUAGUUUUUCCAUAAAUCUCAUUAUGCAGUUUUAACUCUUUGAAUCUCUCAUAAGCUCAGCUCCUUAGGACUUAAGUUUAAUUUCACAGAUCGUUUCGCCUUCAUAUCAUGGACAUAUAGCAUAGUUUAUAAUAUUCAGUACUUCCCACUGUAUUUAGAAACAGAGGAGUUUGUUCUCCCUGCUAUGUCUAAUGUCAUACUGCAGUACAGAUUCAUGAAUAACCUUCAAAGAGUGACAGUCCUCAGAUUGAUUUCUUGAUUUAUAUUCUCUGUCAAGUAACUAAUCCGAUCUGUAAAUGCUGCUGUGUCCUGUGACUUCAGUGUCUCCUAUUCUUGAGUAACAUUUGUGUCGCUGUAUAAAGUUAUUGUGAAAAACACCAGCUGUUCAGGUGAUCCUGGCACAUAACAAAUGGCAGUACGGCAGUGUCAUCACCGGAAGCCAUGAACUGAUCUGAAAGAUUAAAUCUGGAUGAAGUUGUUUGAUACGUUUUAUCAUAAGCUACAAAAGUAAAUUACAGCAUUAGUAGAUCUGCAAUAACACAAGAUAGGAAGAUAGCUGUGCUGCCACAGCACAUCCAUCUUUAUCUGACAAGUAACAAAAUUAUAGCAUGACUUUAUGAAUUUGAACUCCAUAGUGCUGCUGUAGGGAAAUCCCUGGUGUCCGCCUCUGACAAUGUUAUGUGUGUGACAUUCACAGUGUGCUUACAUCAGUCUUAACGUCCUCAUGUAGGAUGUUUUGUCCUAGUAUAAGUGAAGAAACUUGUACAUAUCGUCAAGUCCAAUAGUCGUUUGAUUAUUGUGUUUAUAAGGCCUGUAUUGAAAAUGUAAAAUAUUACCUAAUGGACUGUUAUGAACACAGCUUAAACAUUCAGAAGGACAUUUUGUUUAUUCAAAACUCAGGGUGCAAUUUGUGUAAAUAAAAGGGAGAAAAGGGAUAUUUUUUGACAUUGGACUAAAAGAGUAUAUGACUGAGUGAUAUAUUCAGCUUAAAAUGUCUAUGAGCAUGUGCUGCAUUGUUUCAGGAUUUGCCACACUAUGCUAGCCUUCAUAGGAUUGUAACUUUAACUGCUUGGAAAGCCAGAUUGACUUGCAGCAUUUCAGUUGUUUUAUUGUUGCUUUUCUUUCUGUCUUGCUUUUACUUGCAGUGAAUUGUUUGCACAAUUGUUUGCUAUUUUCAGGUCUUAUGUACGUCUGUAUCACAGCCAGGUCUGUAGGGCUUCGGGAAUGCUAAAGGUCAUAAUUGCUUCAGCUGUAGCUUGUUCUCUUCGGGGGCCAAAUUCACAGAUUGAUAGAGCUUUAGCUCAGCCUGUGUCAUGGACAAGUUUGAGAAGCUCUUCAAAUGCAAGUGCAAUUGUCUGUUUUCUGUCUCAUAUUAUUUUGCUAUCUGCUUUGAAUGUUUUGCUGUUUUUUGUGUGUGCAAAAUUCUUUCAUACAGCCAUCUGAGAUGUAUGUCAUUGUAUAAUUAUUGGGGUAAUUUAUACAUAGCUUCAAUGAGCUGUACGGGGCACAUUACUCAUUGAAAAAUAAGCAUUUCACCAACAUGAAUUAUUCAUUUGAAUCAUUCGCCCUUUCUAAAUUAACGCUUGAUCAGUGACUUUGAUUCUGUUCAUGCUGAAGGCAGAACAGCUGAUCAUGUAACAACCUUUCUAAACAGCAGUGUGCUCAGUUUGAGCACUUCAUUUCAUAACGCCUGUAUUUCAUCAAAUGUAUGCAAGCCCUUUGUUUUUAUGUCACUUUAUUUGCAUGCAUCUGUUUAUAUCUCAAUGAUCUGAUAUUUUUAAAAGUUCACUUUCAGCGAUCAAGUUGUUGAUCUUCAUGGAAGAAAUGUAGAAACUGUGGUUAAACCCGACAAACCCUCAGUAAUUGUAAAUGUUAAUGGCACUUUGUGAGAACAUGAGAGGAGAAAUCAUGAUUUGAAGUGUUUAUUCUAUCUUUUCUGUCAAGAAUAAGAGUGUAUACAAUAGGCAUGGGAAAUGUUCAAGUCGCCGCAUUGAUGUAUGUUAAACAAGGUCUUUUAUGUAAAAAUGUGGUCUAUAGCUGAACAGUCUGCAGCUUCAAAUGAAGGCUGAUAUUGCAAAAGAUGUGGAGCACGGAUAUUUUUGUUGACCAAACGUUUUUUUCUGUGCAACAAUAACCAAAUAAAGGGAUAAUUCUAUCAGUAAGAAGGUAUGGUUCAUUUAAAGUGCAGUCUCGUGUUUGAUCAAAUAGUCGAGUGCUUCAUUUUUCUGUCCCUACCUGCUUUUUCAUUCAUCAGGAUCAGACCCAGUGUGGAUUUAGACAGGUGUAACUGGUAUAAAGCACUUCUGAGAAUGAAAAAGCUGAAGAGAAAAGAAGAAGCAAGAGCCCACGUGGAAAAUAGUGUGUGUUCAUUCAGUUGCACAUGAUAGGGGAGACCGGGGCUUGUUGUCACAUGAGAAAGUUGUCACAUCUCUGUUGGCAAUUAUCUUUGCCAACAGAGGGUGCAACUAAAAAGUGGAAUACUAGUUUUCUUCCUUUACAUGGUCAUGGGUCGUUUCCUGUCUGAGAGGAGAAGAGCACAUUCUGAGCUGAGAUGAGCACCAAUAAACCAUUUAGCACAAGGCAAAGAAAUACUUUCUAUAUUAAAAAAAAAACUUCUUCCAGAUAAAAAUCCUAGCAGUGAUUCAUGUGGACUUGUUAGAGGAGAGAUUAAGUCAUCCUGUCAUACCUCAGUCAUUGUUCUGUUUUAAGCUAACUUUAAGCUAGAGCUAGAAUUAGCAAACAUGGUAGUUUGGGGCGACAUGUCUCAGUCGUUUUGGGGUUAGUUGUCACAUGUUUAAAAGGGAUUAAAAUUAAAACAGAGAGUCUGUUUAUCAGCAGUUCUCAUAUUAAAAUUUUGACUUUACUUUUGCACACAAAAAAGAGUGGUUUAAAGGAGAGGAGAAAACAAGAAGACAUGGUCAGGAAUUACUAAAGAAAAGCAGAACAUGUCAGUGCAGUACAUGAUGUGAUGCUGAGGGCAGUCAGGCAGGUGAUCCUAGCUCAUGAAUCAAUCUGGAGUGCAAUAAAGGACUUUAAUAUCAACUACCAUACCUUGGCUCUGUACUGUAAAACAUUCACCCCAGCCGAAACACAGAGUCAGACAGAUCUCCAAACUCCAGAGCAUAUUGUAUAAUAUUUAAUGUUAACAUUUGUUCAAUGACUUUUCUAACUCAAUGAUAAACACUUUCUGUGCCUGACUUUGAUGUUCACUUUCAUGUAAAAAAAAAUGAGAACAAUAAUUUUGUCCUUGUUUUAUUAGCUGCAAAAUCCACUGUGACAUCUUACCCUAUGUAGUGAGACAACUUACCCGAUGGUGGGGCAACAUGUCACAUGUUCACAUCAUUUAUGUGAUUGCUUAAAACUCUGCACUGACACAAGAUAUGAAAAUGACAUGAAUACAAAAUAUAUACCUGAGACUUUGGUCUUUCAUCUGUUAAAAAUUUUGUUUAUAUAUGAUAUAUUGAUUCAAAGAAAUAUAUGAGUGUAAAAGGAGUGACAACAAGCCCCGGUCUCCCCAACUUGUAUUUCAUAUAACUUCGAAUGUAACUUUAAAAUCUGUUGUACAUCCUGGUUAAACAGGGUAGAAAAAAAAGCAGCCAUGACUCAGUCAUUCCUGGUUUUAUAAGUCAGGUUUCUCGGACUUGCUGUCAGACUUCAACUACUGGUCUAAAUAAAUUCCCAACAGCUGACACCCCCCACCCCACCCCAUGCCACCAACAAAACAAUAAAUAUCUACAGUCGCCGGCAUGUUCUGUCCGAUCUGUGUCAAAGCUGUAAAAGGAUUCCACUUCACCUCCUACAGCACAUAAUGUAAAAACUGUAAUGUGGACGACUGAUGCUGAAUUUUCCUGGAGGCCCCGGUUCGAUGUCAAGGAGAGAGAGAGGCACAAAUCUUGAUUAUCCAAAAUGUCACUUUGCUCCAUGAUGUGAGUCACAUUUGAACUGAUAAGCAGACUGCAUGAUGGACAGUUACAGUCACACUAGCGACACAGCGUCAACAAACAUAACCUGUACAUGGGAGUGCUAUGGGACCUUGCACGUAGGCUCACAAUAAAUCACCAUUAACGGUAAAAUAUCUCCUUGUUGACUGGUCCUAAAGUGUGCACUCUGUCUGACUGAUUAAUGAGCAGCAGCGUGACUCCGUGACGGAUGGUCCCUGUGUAUCACUCAUACUAUUCUGGGUCAGAGAUUCGGUUGCAUACGGUAGUAACCCAGAGUUCAUAACCUUCACCCUGUCACCUGUUCAUUUGUCAGCCCCGACCCAUCAGGAGAAAUCGACACGCUCUGAAAGUUUGAGAGCUCUUUUCUAGUUUCAUGAUUAUUAUUGUAAUAAAACAUUAACCACAGCCAAUAAACACUUACAAUAUGUCACAAAAUGUUCAAGCAAAUGACAGCUAGUGUUUUGCAUCAUGCCACUGGCCUUGGUUGACCCUACAUUAGUGGGGCGGGGGAAAAUCAGAAUACUUCAGGCACUUUCAAAUUAAAAAUUUCUCAGCUAGACAAAGCUGCAUCAUUGACAAGCAAAAAGAGAGAAUGAAUAAACAAUUGCAGUUGUUAAUACUGACACAGGACAGAAGACAGUGCGCUUUUGUGGACUUGUUAUCUUUUUAAUGCGCCCAAACCCCCUAAAAGCUAUUAAAAGAAAUCACCAUCCCAAAUAUUAGUGCUGCUUCAUUAUUUGUUGCACAGGAAGUCCCCUCUGUUUCUAUUAGGGCUGAAUGAUCAACUAACAGGUUUUUUUUUUUUUCACCCCCCUGCCCCCCUUUCCCCCCCACAAUGCUUCUCCAAGUGUGCACGAGUGCUAUUUAUAGCAGCGGUGAGGAAGUCUUUGAAGCACAGCUCUCACCAGCGUGUGAUGGUAUGUGUUUGGAAAUGAGUCCAUCCAUACUGCACUUCACUUUGCUUCGAGCAAAAAGUACCAUGACUGCAUCAGUGCACUUCACACUGCGCGGAUGUUUGCUUCACAUACAAAGCCUCUAUUCAUGACAUUAUCACGUCACUGAGUUUAGAUGUUGUUUGAGCAGCUUUAUUUAUUAUCAGUGAUCAGAAGUUCAUGUCUUUCACAGGUAUAGAAGAAGACAAACUGAACUAUUCAUCACAACAUUUGUUGAAGAUCUGCGCCCUCUCAUGCGACAUCCCUGAGGGUCUUAACACAUAAUUUUUCAAAACACGACAACAUUUCUAAAACACUAGCAUAUAAUGAUACAUUAUGUCCUGAUUAAUACUAAUACAGACUUUCAGGAUCAUAUCAGUACAUUCAUUUAGUGAUCUUCUCUUUUUAAAAUCCAAUAAGAGAGACAGAUGAAGCUGUGUUCGGUUCAGCUGAAAAGGUAAUGACGUCAGUUUUUAAGAGAAGGCAAUAUGAUGGUGAUCUUUGCAGUGAACUCAGUUCUCUUUGAUUAAAAUAACAAGUCUUUUUUGUUUUCAAAUACACUUUUUCCAUGAGCAAUACCUUUAAAAAUGGAGAUCAAGCUAAUGAAUCACAAGCAUUAAAACACAUAUUGUGACUUUUACUGGAACAUCAAAAGGCAAGAAUUGAAAAAAUGUUCAAGUCAACAGCAUCUGGAAAAUGUAUAAGUUAUGUUCAUGACAGUAAAAACCAGACGGUAGAAAAUUUGUCUUGCUCUUGUUUUGAUAUUUUGCAAUCAUUUUACAUUUUACAGUUUAAGUAAAUUGCUUGUAAACAGUACAGUUCUCAAGUUUAUCAGCUCUCUAUUCCCACAGAGAGAUACAAAAGUUCAUCAAUUUCAAGACCACUGACAGGUUCAAAUCCUCAUCAUUGUAUUUAAACACAAGUUGUGUUUCUGAGCACCCUUUCAGUUCCACUCAUGACAGAAUAAGACUGUUUCUGAAGUCUGUUAUUAAUGACAACUUCUUCCUCGUUCUUUUCCGUCUGUUCCUGAUUUAAAAAUCUCUCCCCAUGCUUUUAGAAAUCUUUAUGAAACCCACCUUAGCUAACUCAACAGUUUUGUCCCUAACAGUAGAGUACUUUCAUGCAAACAUCUUCCAUCUCAGAUCUUCAGGUCAUCCAGCCUGCUCUUGUUAUUGCUGUGCUUGCUUGACUGACUGUUUCUACGCUGAUUUUCUGCAGGCAUCUCAAAGGCAGCGCAUGAAGUUUUCCUCUCCUUCGCGUCGUCUCCCUCUCCUUUACCUUUCCUCUCCACCGCCAGGUUGUCUCUGUUCUGCUUGUAAACCACUUUGCUGUUGUAAGGGCUGUAGGCAGGGUUCGGCUCUGCCAUGCUGUACUUAGAGUCUGCGGGAAAGGGCUCAGGCACCGCAGGAUGACUGGUGAAGUAGUUAUAGCUGGGGACAAAGGGCAUGACUGGUUCUGUUAGGGCUUUGGAAGCUUCAGCUGCAGCCCGGGACCGCCUGUAACGAAGGCCUUGGUGGCACUUUGUGAAACCCAGAUGGUACAUUUCCACCAGGUUGAGUAGCAAAGAGAUGCAGGCUACAGCGAGCAUAAAGAGGAUAAAGACUGUUUUCUCAGUGGGUCGCGAGAUGUAGCAGUUUACCACGUUAGGACAAGGCCAGCGAUCGCAGGUGUACAUCGGCUUGAGCUCAAAACCAUACAGAAAGUAUUGAGCUACUAUAAACGCCACUUCAAACAGGGUCUUGAAAACAAUGUUGAAGACGUAGGUUCUCAGGAGUGCGCCUUGCAAACGUACAUGGCCCUGAUGGUCUUUGAUCGGCGCCUUCUUUGGCUUGUUUCCAAGUAGUUGUUGCUGCUUUUCACCCUGCAAGGCGAGGUUCUUCUCUUUUUCUUGCUCCUUCUCCUCCAUGCGGACCAGAUGAAGAAUGUGGCCCAAAUAAAUAAGAGUUGGUGUUGACACAAAGAUGAUCUGCAUCACCCAAAAGCGGAUGUGAGAAAUGGGGAAGGUCUUGUCAUAGCAAACGUUCUCACAACCGGGCUGCUUGGUGUCACACGUGAAGCCGGACUGCUCGUCACCCCAGACCUUCUCAGCAGCUGUUCCUAGCACCAGGAUGCGGAAGAUGAAGAGCACCGUCAGCCACACUUUGCCCACAACAGUAGAGUGCUCCUGGGCGCUCUCCAGAAGCUUCCCCAACGAGUUCCAGUCCCCCAUACUGGCUCAAAGAUGUACGCUCUUUUUAUCGACAAAUCCAGGAAAGAUGCCUGUAAGAAGGAAACGCUUAAAGUGUGAAUCUAAGAACUUCAACCAGGACAAGUUUUUGUUUGCUCAGAUAAAAGAAACACAAAGUUCAGUGCCAGACUGUAACUUUGUGAUGCAAAGAUAGACAAAGAGAUAACUAGUACAACUAACACUAUCCAAGAUAGACAAAGAGAACAUUAAUACUGGUUACUAAUUACCAUCUGGGGAGCCCUGGGUCUGAUAGCUUGUGACUUAUUUCGUUUUUCCGGAAAAACAAAGGUUUUCAUGGUGUUCAGGGCAAACAUGGAACAGGAGGAUUUUAUCUGUUUGUUUUAUUGAUUUUAAAUUAUUUUAUUUAUUUUACCAUGGUUGGGAAAGUUGUUUCUAUCCUUUUGUCAUACCAUUUUAAACACACUGACUCUUACAUUACACUUCAUAUUAAGAUGGCGAGGCAGUGGCUCUGAGGAAGAACUGGUUGUACAUGCAGACCGCCUGUCGGAUUAUUUGCUGCAGUCUAUAUGUUGAGUACAAUUUAUAGUGUUGUGCCUGGUGGGGCUGAAAUAAACACAUUCAUUGAAUCCAUUCAUCUUAAGGUGAGUGAUUAACAAAACAGCUAAAUGGCACUAAUAAAAAGGGACAUAGGUUAGCGCCUUCAGAGAAAUACUCAGCCAUAACUCAGACUUAAAUAUACAAUAUGUGAGUAAAUCUUCAGAGCUGCAGUUUUUUUCCCUCUGGGUCGGUCAAAGAGGAGGGAGACAGAAAAUCAAACAGAGUAACAAAUGAAUUUGUUCAUUUCUUACAACUAUUUUCUGUGUUUGAAAUCAAAUAAAUUUGCUGGAUGAAUGUUGGACCACAAGGUUUUGACUGAAGCCUCGACUUUUGUUGAAAAGCACAAAGAUAAAAGCUGUUUUGUUCAAUUAAACAAUGUGGCAAAAAGGCUAAAUGUAGAGUUAGGAGUUUUCAGAGUUUACCACAUGAUACACAUUUUUCAGGACAAACAACAUUUUUGUAAAGUCAUCUGUUUUAAGUUGCACUGCUUUGUGGCUCAUCUUUUAUCGGAUAAAACAUUCUCAAACUGUAUUUUAUUGGCUUUUAAAAUUAUUACUUGUCUUUGCUUGUUUAGAGUUUAAUGGAAUUUAAUUUAGUAUAAGAAAUAUCAUUGACUUAGGGCUCUUUAGAUUCAAGCAUAGGAGGCUCAGGGAGAGACUUUUGGCAGAGCUAAAUAAAAAAUAUGUAUAUAUUAGCGGUUUCAUUUUGUAAACCAUGAGCUUAUUUUGAUAAUAAGAAUAAUGAACUAUGACUUUAAAGACAUUUUGAUAUAUGAACUGAACUUUGAGCCAAUUAAUCUUUUUAAGUGUUCAUUUAUUUAGUGUGAUUUCGCAAGACACUGUGAAUUUGUCAAAUUUUUUAUGCCCCGACACCACCACCACUAAAUAAAAAGGUUACUAAGGGCAGUUCAUUUUUCUUUUCAACACGCUAAACCAGCAGUUGUACCUCUCUGUCUCAAGUAUUCACUCAACUUUUAGCUCUAAAUUUGGACUCCAUCCUCUUCUUUGUGCUCUAAGCCUACUUGCUUGGUGCGUAUGCUUUGUCAGUCUAUAGAUUGGGGCUAUGAAUCAAUAUUAAAGCAGGUUUUCAAAUAUUUUUGAUUUCAAUUUUAUGUUAUUUUUAAUAUCCAUGUGAUGAGCUGUAAAAUUGUUCACCACACAACCCAAAC